AUGGAAGAGGAGGGGAGAGGGAAGGGGAGGGGACUGAGGCGAGACCGGUCGGAUUUCCCAGAAGCGGAAACUGAGGCCCAGCUGGAGGCAGCGCCUUCGGGGUCGCGCAAGACGCCCCCGCAACCCCGCCUCGCCACUCCCCGCCCCCCUCCCCGCCGUCACGUCACUCACGCCCGCUGCGUCCACGUUAUAAAUAGUCUGGCUCCUGUGACCGCCCGCGGCGGACGGGGGAGGCGCUUCCGCCCCGAGAAAUUCAACACAUACGUGACCUUGAAGGUGCAGAACGUCAAGAGUACGACCAUUGCUGUCCGGGGCAACCAGCCCAGCUGGGAGCAGGACUUUAUGUUCGAGAUUAACCGCUUGGACUUGGGGCUGACAGUAGAGGUGUGGAACAAGGGGCUAAUCUGGGACACGAUGGUGGGCACCGUGUGGAUCCCCCUGCGGACCAUCCGCCAGUCCAACGAGGAGGGCCCUGGAGAGUGGCUGACACUGGACUCCCAGGUCAUCAUGGCAGACAACGAGAUCUGCGGCACCAAAGACCCCACCUUCCAUCGCAUUCUCCUCGAUACCCGCUUCGAGCUGCCUUUAGACAUUCCUGAGGAGGAGGCACGCUACUGGGCCAAGAAGCUGGAGCAGCUGAAUGCCAUGAGGGACCAGGAUGAGUACGCCUUUCAAGAUGAGCAAGAGAAGCCUCUUCCUGUCCCCAGCAACCAGUGUUGCAACUGGAAUUAUUUUGGCUGGGGUGAGCAGCAGAACGAAGACCCUGACAGUGCGGUGGAUGAUCGUGACAGUGACUACCGCAGUGAGACCAGCAAUAGCAUCCCGCCACCCUAUUACACCACGUCACAGCCCAAUGCCUCCGUCCACCAGUAUUCCGUCCGUCCACUGCCCCUGGGCUCCCGGGAAUCCUACAGUGACUCCAGGCACAGUUAUGAAGAGUUCUCGGAGCCACGGGCCCUCAGCCCCACUGGCAGCAGCCGCUAUGCCUCCUCGGGAGAGCUGAGCCAGGGCAGCUCACAGCUCAGUGAGGACUUCGACCCAGAUGAGCAGAGCCUGCAGGGCUCUGAGCUGGAGGACGAGAGGGACCGGGACUCCUACCACUCGUGCCACAGCUCAGUGAGCUACCACAAGGACUCACCGCGCUGGGACCAGGACGAGGAGGAGCUGGACGAGGACUUGGAGGAGGAUCUGGAGGACUUCCUGGAGGAGGAGCUGCCUGAAGAUGAGGAGGAGCUGGAGGAGGAGGAGGAAGAGGAGGUGCCAGACGAUGUUGAUCUGGCACGGGGUGGCUACUCCAGGCGUGAGGAGCCGCCGGUGUCUGAGCCCAAGGACUUCAAGCGUAUCAGCCUCCCACCGGCCAUCCCCGAAAAGGAGGAUAAGGCUCCGGCUGCACCCGCCGAGGCCCCCGAUGUGGCCAAGGUGGCCCCCAAGCCAACUAUGCCUGAGGAGGGACCCCUGGCUGAGCGGAUGACCAAGCUGGAGUCCCCCAAGGCAGAGGAGAGUUUCAGGCCGCGGGAGGAUCAGGAGGGUCAGGAGGGUCAGGACUCCAUGUCCAGGGCCAAAGCCAACUGGCUGCGAGUCUUCAACAAGGUGCGGAUGCAGCUGCAGGAGGCCCGGGGAGAAGGAGAGAUGUCAAAAUCCCUGUGGUUCAAAGGCGGUGGGUCCCUCGUCCAGUCCCGGAAAGCGGGCAUUACCUCUGCCUUGGCCUCCAGCACGUUGAACAACGAGGAGCUGAAAAACCACGUUUACAAGAAGACCCUGCAAGCCUUAAUCUACCCCAUCUCGUGCACGACACCGCACAACUUCGAGGUGUGGACGGCCACCACGCCCACCUACUGCUACGAGUGUGAGGGGCUGCUGUGGGGCAUCGCGCGGCAGGGCAUGCGCUGCACGGAGUGCGGCGUCAAGUGCCAUGAGAAGUGCCAGGACCUGCUCAACGCCGACUGCCUGCAGCGGGCCGCGGAGAAGAGCUCGAAGCACGGGGCGGAGGACCGCACGCAGAACAUCAUCAUGGUGCUCAAGGACCGCAUGAAGAUCCGGGAGCGCAACAAGCCCGAGAUCUUCGAGCUCAUUCAGGAGAUCUUCGCCGUGACCAAGACGGCGCACACGCAGCAGAUGAAGGCGGUCAAGCAGAGCGUGCUGGACGGGACGUCCAAAUGGUCGGCCAAGAUCAGCAUCACCGUGGUCUGUGCCCAGGGCUUGCAGGCAAAGGACAAGACAGGUUCCAGUGACCCCUAUGUCACUGUCCAGGUCGGGAAGACCAAGAAACGGACAAAAACCAUCUACGGGAACCUGAACCCUGUGUGGGAGGAGAACUUCCAUUUUGAAUGUCACAAUUCCUCAGACCGCAUCAAGGUGCGAGUCUGGGACGAGGAUGAUGACAUCAAAUCCCGUGUGAAGCAGCGGUUCAAGAGGGAGUCCGAUGACUUCCUGGGGCAGACGAUUAUCGAGGUGCGGACACUCAGCGGCGAGAUGGACGUGUGGUACAACCUGGACAAGCGGACUGACAAGUCGGCCCCCUCAGGGGCAGGCCAUUUGUGUCUGCAUCUGUCUCUUCCAGCUAGCUCUGACCCCCUCUUGCCACCUUACACUCUCCAUGACAACACCUCAUCACCCGCACCCCCGUGGCAGAACUUGUUCCACUUCGUGACGGACGUGCAGAACAACGGGGUCGUGAAGAUCCCGGAUGCCAAGGGUGACGACGCCUGGAAGGUUUACUACGAUGAGACAGCCCAGGAGAUUGUGGAUGAGUUUGCCAUGCGCUACGGCGUUGAGUCCAUCUACCAAGCCAUGACUUACCAACAGAAUAACUUCCCAGCCAGCAGCCCAGAGAGACUUCAGGACCUCAAAUCCACCGUGGACCUUCUCACCAGCAUCACCUUCUUUCGGAUGAAGGUACAAGAACUCCAGAGUCCACCCCGAGCCAGCCAGGUGGUGAAGGAUUGUGUGAAAGCAUGCCUCAACUCUACCUACGAGUACAUCUUCAACAACUGUCAUGAACUCUACAGCCGGGAGUAUCAGACAGACCCGGUAAAGGCAAAGCAGCCCAUACCAUCUGGCUUCUGUCUGCCAAGGUUUCACACACCUCUGACCUUCACCAGGUUUCCCCAGGAGCUGAACGUGGGUAAAAUCAGCGCUGAAGUGAUGUGGAAUCUGUUUGCUCAGGACAUGAAGUAUGCCAUGGAAGAGCAUGACAAGCAUCGCCUGUGCAAGAGUGCCGACUACAUGAACCUCCACUUCAAGGUUAAGUGGCUCUACAAUGAGUAUGUGGCAGAGCUUCCUGCCUUCAGGGACCGCGUGCCCGAGUACCCCGCGUGGUUUGAGCCCUUUGUCAUCCAGUGGCUCGAUGAGAACGAGGAGGUGUCCCGGGAUUUCCUGCACGGGGCCCUGGAGCGAGACAAAAAGGAUGGGUUCCAGCAAACCUCGGAGCAUGCACUGUUCUCCUGCUCCGUGGUGGAUGUCUUCUCCCAGCUCAACCAGAGCUUUGAGAUCAUCAAGAAACUUGAGUGCCCUGACCCCCAGAUUGUGGGGCACUACAUGAGGCGCUUUGCCAAGACCAUCAGCAACGUGCUCCUCCAGUACGCGGACAUCAUCUCCAAGGACUUUGCCUCCUACUGCUCCAAGGAGAAGGAGAAAGUGCCCUGCAUCCUUAUGAACAACACUCAACAGCUACGAGUUCAGCUUGAAAAGAUGUUUGAAGCCAUGGGAGGGAAGGAGCUGGAUGCUGAGGCCAGUGACAUUUUGAAGGAGCUUCAGGUGAAACUCAACAACGUCUUGGAUGAGCUCAGCCACGUGUUUGCUACCAGCUUCCAGCCGCACAUCGAGGAGUGUGUCAAGCAGAUGGGUGACAUCCUUAGUCAGGUGAAGGGCACAGGAAAUGUGCCAGCCAGUGCCUGCAGCAGUGUGGCCCAGGAUGCCGACAACGUGCUGCAACCCAUCAUGGACCUGUUAGACAGCAACUUGACUCUCUUUGCCAAAAUCUGUGAGAAGACAGUGCUCAAGCGGGUGCUGAAGGAAUUAUGGAAGUUGGUCAUGAACACCAUGGAAAAGACCAUUGUCCUGCCACCCCUCACUGACCAAACGAUGAUCGGGACCCUCUUGAGAAAACAUGGCAAGGGAUUAGAAAAGGGCAGGGUGAAAUUGCCAAGCCACUCAGACGGAACCCAGAUGAUCUUCAAUGCAGCCAAGGAGCUGGGUCAACUGUCCAAACUCAAGGACCACAUGGUGCGAGAAGAAGCCAAGAGCUUGACCCCAAAGCAGUGUGCCGUUGUCGAGCUAGCUCUGGACACCAUCAAGCAAUACUUCCACGCGGGUGGCGUGGGCCUCAAGAAGACCUUCCUGGAGAAGAGCCCGGACCUGCAGUCCCUGCGCUAUGCGCUGUCUCUCUACACACAGGCCACCGACCUGCUCAUCAAGACUUUCGUGCAGACGCAGGCGGCCCAGGGUUCGGGUGUGGAAGACCCUGUGGGUGAAGUCUCUGUCCACGUUGAGCUUUUCACUCAUCCUGGAACUGGAGAACAGAAGGUCACAGUAAAAGUGGUGGCUGCCAAUGACCUCAAGUGGCAGACUUCUGGCAUCUUCCGGCCGUUCAUCGAGGUCAACAUUAUUGGGCCCCACCUCAGCGACAAGAAGCGCAAGUUUGCCACCAAAUCAAAGAACAACAGUUGGGCCCCCAAGUACAACGAGAGCUUCCAGUUCACACUGAGCGCGGACGCGGGCCCGGAGUGCUACGAGCUGCAGGUGUGCGUCAAGGACUACUGCUUUGCGCGCGAGGACCGCACCGUGGGGCUGGCCGUGCUGCAGCUACGCGAGCUGGCCCAGCGCGGGAGCGCCGCCUGCUGGCUGCCGCUCGGCCGCCGCAUCCACAUGGACGACACCGGCCUCACGGUGCUGCGCAUCCUAUCGCAGCGCAGCAACGACGAGGUGGCCAAGGAGUUCGUCAAGCUCAAGUCGGACACGCGCUCCGCCGAGGAGGGCGGUGCUGCGCCUGCGCCCUAG
Molecule: messenger RNA, 4998 nt
Organism: Trichechus manatus latirostris (Florida manatee)
Lineage: Eukaryota; Metazoa; Chordata; Mammalia; Sirenia; Trichechidae
Gene: UNC13A
Product: unc-13 homolog A
Exons: 41
Coding region: 1-4998 (1665 amino acids)
Biological process (GO): neuromuscular junction development; presynaptic dense core vesicle exocytosis; dense core granule priming
Cellular component (GO): neuromuscular junction; presynaptic membrane; synaptic vesicle membrane
Molecular function (GO): calmodulin binding; syntaxin-1 binding; phospholipid binding
Source: RefSeq, a predicted model, not a curated record